This is a messenger RNA of Abrus precatorius (Indian licorice), 2927 nucleotides long. Its product is annotated as DNA ligase 1. Lineage: Eukaryota; Viridiplantae; Streptophyta; Magnoliopsida; Fabales; Fabaceae. The transcript has 17 exons. Gene Ontology annotation, molecular function: DNA binding; ATP binding; DNA ligase (ATP) activity. Gene Ontology annotation, biological process: lagging strand elongation; DNA biosynthetic process; DNA recombination. Gene Ontology annotation, cellular component: nucleus; mitochondrion. Bases 157 to 2478 code for a protein of 773 amino acids. The record is from RefSeq and is a predicted model, not a curated record.
GGAAGUGAGAAGAAUUUACGAGUUUCAUUUUUCAACGGUAACGAUCAUCUUCCGCCGACGAAGCUUUGGCAGAGUUCCAAUUCCGAAAUAAUCUUCCCGCCAUUUUUUAUUACUUUCCCAGCACUGCAUUUCUCUCUUCGACUUUUCAGUUAGUUAAUGCUCCCACUGCAUCUACGACCAUGCUUCUCUCUUCCCUUCUUUCGCCCCAUCACAGUUAUUAGGGUUUCCUCUCUCUUCUCUCUUUCUCUCUGUUUCACCCCUCACCGCGCCAUGUCCAAACCACCCUCUGCUUUCGACGCUCUCAUGUCCGGCGCACGCGCCGCCGCCAAGAAAAAAUCCCCACAACAACCACAACCACCUUCCUCAUCCCCUAAGAAAAGAAAAUCUCCACACUCCACUUCUACUCAAAACCCUAACAGCCUCAAAACCCCCCUUUCUUCUUCCCCCAUUGAAACCGUUCAACAACCUAACAAACAGCAUGAAACCGCCGAGCCGGAACACAAGAUUCGCCACGUGUCAUCUUCUCAGGAGAUUGUCGCGGAGCUGAAGAAACGAGUUCCGCAGCUGAAGAAGAAGCCUUCGGAGUUCGAUCCAGCUUCGGUGGCUUGCUGGGAGAAGGAGAAACCUGUGCCGUUUCUCUUCCUCUGCUUGGCCUUUGACAUGAUUGCUGAGGAAACAGGAAGGAUUGUUAUCACUGACAUUGUUUGCAAUCUGUUGAGGACCGUCAUACAUGCCACGCCGGAGGACCUCGUUCCCGUCGUUUACCUAUCCGCCAAUCGCAUUGCUCCGGCGCAUGAAGGGCUGGAAUUGGGAAUUGGCGAUGCCUCUAUUAUCAAGGCGCUCGCCGAGGCGUGUGGAAGGACUGAGUCGCAGAUUAAGAAUCAGUAUAAGGAAAAGGGUGAUUUAGGGUUAGUGGCCAAAGCGAGCCGUUCCUCUCAGUCUAUGAUGCGUAAGCCUGAUGCAUUGACUAUUAGGAAGGUUUUCAACACUUUCCGCCUUAUUGCCAAGGAAUCUGGAAAAGAUAGUCAAGAGAAGAAAAAGAAUCAUAUCAAGGCACUUCUUGUGGCUGCAACUGACUGUGAACCUCAGUAUCUAAUCCGUUUGCUACAGACAAAGUUGCGAAUUGGGUAUGCUGAGCAAACUCUCUUAGCUGCAUUAGGCCAAGCUGCAGUAUACACUGAAGAACACUCUAAACCACCUCCUGGAAUUCAGUCUCCCUUAGAAGAGGCUUCAAAAAUUGUCAAACAAGUGUAUUCUGUUCUUCCUGACUAUGACAAAAUAGUAUCUGCACUGCUUACGGAUGGUCUAUGGAUGCUUCCAAAGACAUGUAAUUUUACUCCUGGUGUUCCAGUUGGACCUAUGCUGUCAAAAGCAACAAAAGGGGUAUCUGAAGUUCUAAAUAAAUUCCAGGAUGUGGAGUUUACCUGUGAAUACAAAUAUGAUGGAGAGCGUGCCCAGAUACAUUACAUGGAGAAUGGCUCAGUUGAGAUUUACAGCAGAAAUGCAGAACGAAACACAGGGAAGUUUCCUGAUGUUGUUGCUGCAAUUUCAAGGUUAAAGAAAACAACUGUAUCAUCAUUUGUUCUUGAUUGUGAACUUGUUGCGUAUGAUCGGGCAAAACAGAAGAUCCUUCCUUUCCAGGUGCUUAGCACUCGGGCUCGGAAAAAUGUAUCUAUGAGUGAUAUAAAGGUUGAUGUUUGCGUAUUUGCUUUUGAUUUGUUGUAUCUUAAUGGCCAAGCACUUCUUCAGGAAAACCUGAAAGUCCGUAGAGAGCAUCUCUAUGCCUCUUUUGCGGAAGAAUCUGGAUUUCUUCAGUUUGCAACAUCAAUAACAUCAAAUGAUGUCGAGGAAGUACAAAAAUUUCUUGACAAAGCUGUUGAUGCAAGUUGUGAGGGAUUAAUUAUUAAGACAUUAAAUGAAGAUGCUACAUAUGAACCUUCCAAGAGGUCACUCAACUGGCUAAAACUGAAGAAAGAUUAUAUGGAAAAUAUAGGGGACUCACUAGAUUUGGUACCUAUUGCUGCUUUCCAUGGUCGUGGGAAACGUACAGGGGUCUAUGGUGCCUUCCUCCUUGCUUGCUAUGACAGCAAUAAUGAAGAAUUUCAAAGUAUUUGUAAGAUAGGAACGGGAUUCUCUGAAGAAAUGCUCGAAGAACGUUCUACUAGUCUUCAAUCUAAAGUGAUUCCCAAGCCAAAGGCAUACUAUCGAUAUGCAGAAACAAUCAAUCCUGAUGUCUGGUUUGAAGCCAGUGAGGUGUGGGAGGUGAAAGCUGCAGACCUGACCAUUAGCCCUGUUCACCGUGCUGCAGUGGGCAUAGUAGAUACGGACAAGGGCAUAUCUCUUCGGUUUCCACGUCUACUUCGAGUUCGGCUGGACAAAGCUCCUGAAGAGGCCUCAUCAUCUGAGCUGGUUGCUGAAAUGUACAAUGCUCAAAAACACAAUCACACAAACAACCAAGAUGACAAUGAAGAUGAUUGAGGGAAAAAUUGUCUCACGCUGAACUAUAUAUCUCAGUACUUUUACUGAUGAUUCCAUGAGAGUAGACGUGCAGAUGCAAAUUCUUUGCCAUACAUAGGUCAGAUGGCAUAACUGCUUAUUCAACAUGAUUGGAAAUUCAGGGUAAAACGUGAAAUGAGCUUAUGGAGGGUCCAAACAAAAGAAAUUUGCGCUGAAAGCAUGUUAGCUGGAUCAUUUUUCAGGGGGUGGGGGGUACCUCGUUAUUUAGUGCUUGUGUAGAAUUGAUUGUUCUUUUAACAUGAUACUGCAAUUGUAAGGCUGCCAGCGUUGACGAAGAACGCUGUUUAAUAUUUUGCACAUGCUAAUGGCAUCUCAAAUUUUGAGUCCUCUUGUCAAAUGAUUUACCGGUGCACGUGUCUUGUAGAGCUUUAUCUUUCGGUUUUCAAUAGUAAAAUGUUGUAUUAGACUUU